AUACCUCCUCGAGAGCGCGUAUAGGAAUCAAAAUGAGGAGCGUUGGGGUUCCAGAAUAGUUUGUUAGGGAUCUGGCUUAAUUUGGUACUAAUUUGUUAUUAGGGUUUGCGGCGAGGUUGAUCAGAUUCGAAAGAAGGGCGAUGCAAACCGAGGCGCGGGCAGGGAUGAUGGUGGAAGGGGGAGGGCAGAGGGGUUUCGGCGCUGUUCAUGGCUGUACGGCCUCUGCCGCCAAAACAGCCGCCGGCGAACUUGCUGUCAACGGCGCCGCCGCACGGAAGUAUUCCGCGCAGCGCCACUCGCAGCUCCAGCAGCAGCAGCAGCAGCCCCAAGUUGGAGCUCUGUCACAUCUCGUCGCCGGAGGCCUUGCUGGGGUCGUCAGCAAGACCUGCACGGCACCUCUCGGCCGUCUUACCAUUCUUUUCCAGGUGCAGGGUAUGCACUCUAAUGCUGCAAUUUUAAAAAAGGCUAGUAUAUUUCAGGAGGCUUCACGAAUAGUUCGUGAAGAAGGAUUUAGAGCAUUUUGGAAAGGGAAUUUAGUAACAAUUGUGCACAGGCUUCCUUAUUCCUCUAUCAGCUUCUAUGCUUAUGAUCGCUACAAAAUUUUGCUUCAUUUGCUUCCUGGACUGGAAGGGGGUAAUCAAUUUGGCAAUACUGAUGUUUUUGUGCGAUUGUUGGGCGGUGGUUUGGCUGGAAUGACAGCUGCAUCUAUCACAUACCCAUUGGACCUAGUGAGGACUCGUCUUGCUGCACAGACAAAUCAUGCGUACUAUCAGGGCAUCUGGCAUGCACACAAGGCUAUUUGUAGGGACGAGGGUUUUCGGGGGUUGUAUAAAGGUCUUGGAGCUACAUUGUUGGGUGUGGGUCCAAAUAUAGCCAUCAGCUUUUCGGUUUAUGAAACUUUGAGAUCCAAUUGGCAAAUGCGAAGGCCAGAGGACUCUAACGUCUUGGUCAGCUUAGCUUGUGGAAGUGUUUCUGGAAUUGCUUCGUCAACAGUGACAUUUCCCUUAGAUCUAGUGAGACGGCGGAUGCAAUUGGAAGGCGCGGCCGGUAGAGCUCGCAUCUACAAAUCAGGCAUUUUUGGAACAUUUAAGCAUAUCAUCUGCUCUGAAGGCUUUCGUGGCUUAUAUCGGGGUAUAUUACCCGAGUACUACAAAGUUGUACCGGGUAUUGGGAUUGCAUUUAUGACUUAUGAAACUCUGAAAUCUUUCCUAUCAGGCUCGGUGGGAAGUAGCUAGUGCUGUGAAUUUUGCUUCACACAGCAUUGCAUCAUCAUAUUGAUGGCUGAUAUCCUUUUUCAAUACAAAUGAGUUUUACAGAAUGCCAUAGAAAUCUAAGGCUGCAAAUUUUGUAGUUGCUGCCACAAAUUGUCUUUGAAUCCUUAUAUAGGUUAUUGAUUAUCAAUUCUGGCAAGAAAAUCCGCUGAUAUAGGUUAUUGAUUUGCUGUAAUUUUUACCCAUACUUCUUGUUGACAUUCUUUUCCAUUUUCAUUGUUUAUUCAUUGAGUCGACCACCCUGUAGUUUAUUGCUGUAACUAAAUUUGAGAGCUUUGCAGGCAUGUAUAAUUAUUGAUGUUGCAAAUUAAAAAAAAAAAUAUUAUUCUAAUUGAGUUUGGAGGUCAAAUCAGAA
Molecule: messenger RNA, 1626 nt
Organism: Dendrobium catenatum
Lineage: Eukaryota; Viridiplantae; Streptophyta; Magnoliopsida; Asparagales; Orchidaceae
Product: mitochondrial substrate carrier family protein B
Exons: 7
Coding region: 141-1235 (364 amino acids)
Biological process (GO): transmembrane transport
Source: RefSeq, a predicted model, not a curated record